CAAGUCAAAAGUUCAAUCAGCAUACCACACCAUCUUUUUUCCUCUCCCAAUUUACCCGUAAUUACACUAUGGCGACUAAAAAGCGCAAAGAAUCUUCCGGUGCCGGUGAGGUCCCGCACAAGAAGAGCAAAAAGUCCAAGUCCACAGCGGCAGACAACGCAACGAUCUCGUCAGCCACCAUACCUGUCGCCGAUGCCCCCGUUGCAAAGUCAAAGACCAAUGCCCCUAGCAAUGCUGCUGCUGUCUCUGCAAAGUCAUCUCGGAAGCGGGCUGCCGACUUCAUGGAGGAUGGCGAAGAUGCACCAGGAAAAGCCGUGACAGCAACAAAGAGUGCCGUCGAUUUGACGACGGCCCCUACAGACAAAUCCACCUCCAAGAAAACCAAGAAGGCCAAAAAGAGCAAUAAGGGCAAACAUGACGAACUUCUAAGCGCAGAUGGCGUCAAUGGCAUCAUUGAACAUAGUGGCGAAGAGGAAGUUGAGACUGCCACAACACACAAGCCCGUAUCGACGUCAAUGCAAGCCGAAGCUGAACAUACGGUCGAUCACGAACUGCAGGACGAGUACGGAAGUGCCGGCGAUGAUGAUGAAGCGGAGCAAGACGACAACGCAGCCGUCCUACUAGCUGGCUUCGAUAGUGAAUCGGAAGACAACCAAGAAGACAAGGGCCUUGACGUCAAUUCCAAACCUACCAUUCCUGCCAACAAGAAACUACGGUCUCAAUUGAAGAAGAUCAAGAAUUCCGAAGGCGCUGACGAAGAGCCUGGAACAGUCUAUGUUGGGCGCAUUCCCCACGGUUUCUAUGAGGCGCAGAUGAAAGAAUACUUUUCACAGUUCGGAGACAUCAGCCGUCUACGACUUUCUCGAAACAAGCGAACUGGAGCAUCGAAGCAUUUUGCUUUCAUUGAGUUCAAGUCCAACGAGGUGGCGAAGAUUGUAGCCAGCACCAUGGACAACUACCUGCUCUUCGGCCAUAUCCUCAAGUGCAAAUAUGCAGAGCCUGGCUCACUCCAUCCCGACGUCUGGAAGGGCGCAGACAAGAAAUUCAGAAGAAUCCCGCAUGAGAAACUUGAACGAGAAAAACUGGCUGCUCCUAAGACCGAAGCACAAUGGCAGAGACUUAUUAAGAAAGAGCAAAACAGACGAGACAAGAAGGCUAGAAAACUGCAGAAGCUCGGAAUCGACAUGCCUUCGUCUACGUUGACCGACCCUAGCAAAGCUCUUCGGGAGAGAUUGGCCGCACAAGAACAGCAGCAGCAACUCCAAGAUGAAAUCUCUGUCCCGACUGGCAUGCUCGAACCACCAAAGAAUGUACCAAAGGAUGCCGUCGCUGUGAAAGAGGCGAAGAAAUCGAAAAAGGAGAAGAAGCCGGAGAAGGUUGCAUCAGCCGCUGUUGAGGACGAGCCAUCUACCACGACCUCCAAAAAGGAUGUGACAGGCAAGUCUUCGAAAAAGGACAAGAAGAGCAAGCAGGUUGAUAUCACUCCAGCAGAGGCUCAGGCAAAGACCGUGACGGAGACUACUACCGACGAGGUUACUGUUCCAGAGGCGACAGAAGCUAAGCCAGCAAAGAAGGACAAGAAGAAGAAGCAGAAGUCCGACUCUGCCGAACAGGUAGAAGCUCACACUUCAGUCGCUAUUCCAGAGAAAAAGCUGUCCAAGAAGGAAAAGCAAGCCCAGAAAAAGUCACAAGAGGCUUCUGUCGCCGUCGAGGAAGCAGCAGAGCCUGCCGUAGAGCCGCCUGUCUCGUCGGAAGCUGCGCCUGCGGAAUCCGGAGCAGACUUCAUCUCCCUCGCCGAGUUUGCUGACGAACAAGCCGACUCGGGCGACGACUCGGGCGCAAAUGAGCAAGCUGGCAAACCUGGAAAACUGGCCAAGCCCUGGAAGAAGGAAAAGAAGAAGAAGGACCGCAAGAACCUCGUCAAAGCCCGCGGACCCAAGUCGAAUCUAGUUCCCACGUCGCAGAAGUCUAGACAGGAACCCCAAGCGUCUGGCAAGGACGGCAUGCCUCUCAUGGGCAAGUCAAAGUACGACAAGGCGGCGCGUCGGGCACACAAGGAGAUGAAGAAGGAGAUGCUGUCCAAGAAAUUCAGUGGUCAACGUCGUUUGAGCAGUGGCUCAUCUUAGAGCAUCAUUGGUUGGGAGCAGAAAAGCGCGGGUCCGUCACCUCGCAUUACGAGUUUUGGGCCAGUAUCAACUCAUUUCUACCUGUAAGUAGUCUCUACUGAGCAGUGUGGCACAGGCGAAUGUGCAAAAGGGGAACAAGAAAAGUUCUAGUAUGCUUUUGAUGGCGAGACGGACUUUUUUUACGUGAGCGGGUGAGCGAACUUUUUGGUUCCUUGGUUCAUAUGUAGACCUCCAUCCGUACAUACUGAUUAUUUCAUCCCGUUGAGAUAAAGAACAGCUG
Messenger RNA from Exophiala oligosperma, 2406 nucleotides. RefSeq lists its product as uncharacterized. Gene Ontology annotation, biological process: maturation of LSU-rRNA from tricistronic rRNA transcript (SSU-rRNA, 5.8S rRNA, LSU-rRNA). Lineage: Eukaryota; Fungi; Ascomycota; Eurotiomycetes; Chaetothyriales; Herpotrichiellaceae. The record is from RefSeq and is a predicted model, not a curated record. The transcript has 2 exons. Gene Ontology annotation, cellular component: nucleolus. The coding region runs from base 69 to 2126 and encodes 685 amino acids. Gene Ontology annotation, molecular function: RNA binding.